AUGGCGCCCUCCCAACUUCCCCAGAAACGAAUUCUAGGUGAAGCCACAAAUACACGACGCAACAUCCCUGGGACACCCGCAUCCGCCAAAAAGAGGAAACUCGAACCUGUCUCUUCCCCAGCCGUUAGAUUCAAGAGCUCUCAGAAUGGGCCAAAGGGCAAACCGGGCUCUAGCCAGCCCAGUCACUUCGAAUCCGAAGUGCUGGAAAAGAUGACACAGGACAUGGCUGGCCUGAAGAAAAACAAUUCGGAAAAGGAUCAGCAAUGGGCACGACCUAGUCUGGCGGAUUUCAACCCCAGUGUCGACAAGCUAUGCUUCCAGCAAAUUGAAGCAGAGGAGGGCACACUACAUGGAAGAGCUGCUGUCAAAUUGUUCGGUGUUACAGAGACCGGCCAUUCUGUAAUGCUCCAUGUCACAGACUUUCUUCACUACCUCUACAUUCCGGCCCCGAUAUCAUUCAGUCCUCAUGACUGUGACGGUUUCAAGAUCUACCUCGAGUCACAAGUGGCGCAACAUCAGCCUGCAAUUCAUUCCAUCCGGAUAGUUCUUCGUGAGAAUCUUUACCAUUUCAGCGGGAACCAGCAAAACCCAUAUAUAAAAAUAACUGUAACGGACCCAAAAUUCAUAAGUAAAGUCCGUGGGACGAUUGAGGAGGGUAGAGCCAAUUGGAAGGGAAUGUGGCAGGUCGACCUAAAGGGUCGUGUUGAAACUUUCGACAUGAUCCAAUAUGUUCUUCGGGUCAUGAUCGAUUGCAAGAUAUUCGGCAUGUCAUGGGUUGAAGUUCCCCCCAAACAAUACAAAAUGAUUGAUCCACACCUUCGACACUCGAAUUGCCAAAUCGAAGCCGAGGUCUCAUACCGUGAUCUGAUAGCGCAUAAGCCUGAGGGAGAAUGGGCCAAGAUGGCACCACUUCGAAUACUCUCCUUCGACAUAGAGUGCGCUGGCCGUAAAGGAGUUUUCCCCGAACCUAACCAAGACCCAGUCAUCCAAAUCGCGAACAUCGUGACGAGGUACGGAGAAAAAAAGCCAUUUGUACGCAAUGUUUUCUGUCUUGACACAACAAGUAAAAUCGUCAACACGCAGGUUUUCGAGUUUGAGCGCGAAGAAAACAUGCUCAUGAAAUGGAGGGAUUUCAUGGAAGAAGUAGAUCCGGAUAUCAUAAUUGGUUACAAUAUCUGCAAUUUCGAUUUUCCGUAUCUACUCGACAGGGCAAAGCAUCUCAAGCAAAAGCAGUUUGAUAUUUGGACUCGCCUACCCAAUGUUAGAUCUGUAUCCAAAGAGACAAAUCUCAGCAGCAAGCAGAUGGGUAAUCGGGAUACCAAGGCAACGAAUACGAACGGUCGGUUACAGUUGGAUCUGCUGCAACUAGUCCAACGAGAUCACCAGUUACGAAGUUAUACCCUCAAUUCCGUUUGUGCACAAUUUCUUGGUGAGCAGAAGGAAGAUGUGCACCACACUAUGAUUACCGAGCUUUUCAAUGGAACUCCAGAGUCUCGGCGAAGAUUGGCAGUUUACUGUUUGAAAGACGCCUACCUGCCUCAACGAUUGAUGGACAAACUGUCUUGCCUCGAAAACUAUACGGAAAUGGCAAGAGUCACAGGUGUCCCAUUCAACUAUCUUCUCGCUCGUGGUCAACAAGUCAAGUUCGUUAGCCAAUUGUUCCGAAAAGCGCUUGAGCAGAAGUUGGUCAUUCCAAAUCUAAGAACAGACCCUUCCGACGAACAGUAUGAAGGUGCUACGGUCAUUGAACCUACGAGAGGAUACUACAAUGUGCCCAUUGCUACACUUGAUUUCGCUUCUCUAUACCCUAGUAUCAUCCAAGCUCAUAACCUAUGCUACACAACCCUUCUUAAGAAACAAACAAUCAACGCUUUAAAUUUGGUGAAGGAUGAAGAUUACAUCGUCACGCCAAAUGGAGACAUGUUCUGUACUGUUAAGCAACGCAAAGGUCUUUUGUCGCAAAUUCUUGAUGAAUUGCUCACUGCCAGAAAGCAGGCUAAGCGGGAACUUGCAAAGGAGACUGAUCCAUUCAAAAAAGCCGUGCUGAAUGGGCGACAACUCGCAUUGAAGAUCAGCGCCAACAGUGUCUACGGUCUAACUGGUGCGACCGUGGGAAAGCUUCCCUGCUUACCCAUCGCCAGUAGUACCACAAGUUAUGGCCGACAGAUGAUUGAGAAGACCAAAGAGGAAGUCCAAGCGAAGUACACGAUUGCAAAUGGCUAUUCCCAUGAUGCACAGGUCAUCUAUGGUGAUACUGAUUCUGUCAUGGUAAAGUUUGGCGUCAAAGAUCUGGCAGAAGCUAUGAAAUUGGGUGAAGAAGCGGCGGCAUAUGUAUCCUCGAAAUUCAUCAAACCUAUCAAGCUGGAAUUCGAAAAGGUCUAUUUCCCGUACCUUCUGAUUAACAAGAAGCGAUACGCUGGACUGUAUUGGACAAACCCUGAUAAGUACGACAAAAUGGACACUAAAGGUAUUGAAACAGUUCGAAGAGACAAUUGUCGGUUGGUGCAGAACGUCAUUGAGACUGUUCUGAGGAUGAUAUUGAUGGAUCGAGAUGUGCAAGGUGCUCAAGACUAUGUCAAAGACACCAUCUCGGACCUUCUUCAGAACAAGAUCGAUAUGUCCAAAUUGGUCAUCACCAAGGCUCUCGCCAAGGCAGAUUACACCGCGAAGCAAGCCCAUGUUGAGCUUGCUGAAAGGAUGAGGAAGCGUGAUGCCGGCUCGGCGCCAACUCUUGGCGAUCGAGUAGCAUAUGUGAUCGUUAAAGGUUCUGCAGGCGCCAAGAACUUCGAACGUUCGGAAGAUCCAAUUUUCGUCCUUGAAAACAAUAUACCGAUAGACACGAAAUAUUACCUCGACAAUCAACUCUCGAAACCCUUGGGCAGAAUCUUCGAGCCCAUCCUCGGGGAGACAAAAGCCAACUCGCUGUUAGCUGGUGACCAUACGCGUUCCAUCUCUGUCGCCGCGCCCAGUAUCGGUGGCCUGAUGAAGUUCACGAAGAAGACCUUCACAUGCAUGGGCUGCAAAAAGCCUCUCGUAGGCAAAGAUGAGACUGGUGGAGCCGUAUGCUCGAACUGUGCUCCUCGAAUUGGUGAGCUGUAUACCAAAACCUUGAAUAAAGUCUCGGAUCUGGAAGUCAGAUUCAGCAGGCUGUGGACGCAGUGUCAGAGGUGUCAGGGAAGUAUGCAUUGUGAAGUUAUCUGCAGCAGUAAGGACUGUCCGAUUUUCUAUAUGCGGAUGAAGGCAAAGAAAGAUGUGGAAGAUGCGGGGAAAGAGUUAGUAAGGUUUGAUAGAGAUGCCGCUGCUUGGUAA
Molecule: messenger RNA, 3309 nt
Organism: Lachnellula hyalina
Lineage: Eukaryota; Fungi; Ascomycota; Leotiomycetes; Helotiales; Lachnaceae
Gene: pol3
Product: DNA polymerase delta catalytic subunit
Exons: 4
Coding region: 1-3309 (1102 amino acids)
Biological process (GO): base-excision repair, gap-filling; DNA-templated DNA replication; nucleotide-excision repair, DNA gap filling
Cellular component (GO): delta DNA polymerase complex
Molecular function (GO): 3'-5'-DNA exonuclease activity; nucleotide binding; DNA-directed DNA polymerase activity
Source: RefSeq, a predicted model, not a curated record